Molecule: messenger RNA, 1686 nt
Organism: Cynara cardunculus var. scolymus (artichoke)
Lineage: Eukaryota; Viridiplantae; Streptophyta; Magnoliopsida; Asterales; Asteraceae
Product: putative clathrin assembly protein At1g03050
Exons: 2
Coding region: 1-1686 (561 amino acids)
Biological process (GO): clathrin-dependent endocytosis; vesicle budding from membrane; clathrin coat assembly
Cellular component (GO): clathrin-coated pit; clathrin-coated vesicle
Molecular function (GO): phosphatidylinositol-4,5-bisphosphate binding; SNARE binding; 1-phosphatidylinositol binding
Source: RefSeq, a predicted model, not a curated record
AUGGGAUUAAGUUCAUUCAGGGAAGCCAUUGGAGAGGUCAAGGAUCAAACCAGCAUAAGCCUAGCCAAAGUUGCAUCUUUUUCGGACCUUCGUGUUGCCAUUGUGAAGGCAACCCGUCACAAAGCAUGCCCGGCAAAAGAGCACCACAUUCAAGAGAUCUUGAGCCUAGCGUCCUAUUCGCGCCAACAUGCGGCUUCUUGUAUUGAAAUCAUCGCGCAACGGCUCAAGAAGACGAAAGAUUGGGUUGUGGCCUUAAAAGCACUCAUUUUGAUUCAACGUCUAAUCCAGGUAGACAACCCCGUGAUCGAGCAAGGGAUUUUCUUUGCCUCGAAGAAUGGGACCCACAUUUUGGAUUUGUCAAACUUUCGAGACACCUCGUGGGCGAACUCGUGGGAUUAUACGGCUUUCAUACGGAGUUACGCUGUGUAUCUCCGUGAACAACUUGAUCACCGGAUGCAGGAGAGGAAGGCAAGGCAUGACAUGCUUUCCUAUGAAGAAGAUGAAGAAGAACAUCCAAUUACCCCUAGAGCUAUAAUCGUUAGACCAACUCCGAUCCGGGAAAUGCAAAACAAACAAAUAUAUACUCGAAGCCAACGGGUGAUGAAGCUUCUCGAUAGCUUUCUCGUUUGCCGACCUGCAGGUGCUGCAAAGAACAGUAGGCUUGUGGAUGUGGCUUUAUACCCAAUUGUGAAACAAAGCUUCCGACUUUACUAUGAGAUGGAAGAGAUCGUGACUGUCUUGAUGGAUCGAUUCACAGAACUUGACGUUGCAGACUGCAAGAAGCUUUUCGAGAUGUUCUGUCGAGUGGCAAAGCAGUUUGACGAACUCGAUGCUUUUUACUGUUGGUGCAAUGACGCCAGAAUUGCAAGGACUUCCGAUUAUCCAGAAGUGGCCAUUCUUUCACAAAACAAACUAGAUGUAAUGGAGGAGUUUAUCCAAGAGAAAAUAGAGAUGGAGCAACAAAAGAAGAUAGAUUACGAACCCAAAGAGUCUGAGCCUGAACCGGAGAUGGAACCAGAACCUAAGCCGGACGUGAAUGCAACUAAAGCAUUACCGCCAUUAAUAGAAGGAUUUGAAGAAGAAGAAGAAGAAAAAGAAGAGAAAAAGACUCAAGACAUAGGUCAUUUGUUGAACUUAGAAUAUGAUGAUGUUCCAACAGUGGAAGAACAUGGAGAUAAACUAGCUCUGGCAUUGUUCGGCGAUGGUCGGAAAACUGGAGCUCCGGCAUGGGAAGCUUUCAACGACGAAUCUGGUGAUUGGGAAAAGGCUCUUGUUGAGACUGCAAGCCAGUUAUCGACACAACAGCCGUCACUUCCGGGUGGAUUCAACACAUUGAUUCUUGACGGGAUGUACCAGCAAGGAGCAACACAAGCAGCCAUGAGAACCACCGGAAGUGCAAGUAGUGUUGCAUUUGGGUCAGCCGGAACGCCAGCAAUGCUGGCAUUGCCGGCACCACUUUCUUCAGCCAAUGGUUCCUUCACAGGUGGAGACCCUUUCGCCACCUCACUGACAGUAGCUCCACCUUCAUACGUGCAGAUGUUCGACAUGGAGAAGAAGCAGAGGUUAUUAAUGGAAGAGCAGAUGAUGUGGCAGCAAUAUUACAAUCAAGGACAAGUAGGAUUGGGUAAUACAUAUCAUAACACAUAUCCAUAUAACCAACCAUGUUAUAAUAUGGUUGGUUACUAA